Messenger RNA from Notodromas monacha, 4902 nucleotides. The record is from the annotation of a GenBank genome assembly. NCBI's taxonomy places the organism in Eukaryota, Metazoa, Arthropoda, Ostracoda, Podocopida, Cyprididae.
AUGCACAUGUACAGCAGCUGGCGGAAACGGGACGCGGAUGGCGUAGCGGGCGAUGGGAUCAACGGAUCCGAUUGUUUUGUCAAUUGCAUGGCGGCGACGACACUUCCUGUGGAAUGGCAAAAAACUUCUGUAGACUGGCACUGGUCUGCAGAGCAACCACAUGUUGGGAACAUUGUUUCAACCCUUGUGCUGCAAAAAGCAGUAUUUGCCUCCCUGCCUAGGACGCAGCGAGGUACUCCUAUUGUAUUGGGUGGUGAUCCGAAGGGAGAAAAUUUCGUCUACACAAACGGAAACAGCGUUAUCAUCCGUAGUAUUACGAAUCCUGCGUCGGCUGAUGUUUACACGGAACAUUCGACGGCCGUGGUUGUUGCGAAAUAUUCGCCAAGUCGAUUCUACAUUGCAUCUGCUGACCAGAGUGGCAAAGUUCGCAUUUGGGACACUGUGAACAAGGAACACAUUCUGAAAGCAGAAUAUCAGCCAAUUGUGGGCGUCAUUAAGGACCUUGCAUGGAGUAAUGAUAGUCAAAGGAUUGUCAUCGUCGGUGAAGGUCGAGAGCGAUUCGGGCACGUGUUUAUGGCGGACACUGGCACCUCCGUGGGAGAAAUUUCUGGACACGGACGCCCAAUAAACUCUUGCGACUUCAAAUCUUCACGUCCUUUCCGCAUCGCCACAGGGAGUGAGGACAAUUGUGUGGGGAUUUUCGAAGGACCUCCGUUCAAGUUCAAGAUGACGAAGCAAGAUCACGCCAAGUACGUACAAUGCGUGCGAUAUUCUCCAAAUGGGGAGCUACUUGCGAGCGGAGGAUUCGACGGGAAACUCUUUCUGUACGAUGCAAAAACGUCGGAACUUGUGGGGCAAAUUGGCGAUCCUGCUCACAAGGGUGGAAUUUACGGGCUGUGUUGGAGUCCCGAUAGCAAGCAAUUGCUCACAGCUUCCGGUGACAAAACGUGUCGAAUCUGGGACGUGGCGACGAAACAAAGCGUGGCGGAGUUCGUGAUGGGAGAUUCGGUGGACGACCAGCAAGUUUCUUGCUUAUGGCAAGGCGAACAUUUGCUCACAGUGUCGCUGAGCGGUUUCAUUACUUACCUGAAUGUCAAUGAUCCGAGAGAAAACGAACGCAUUAGUGGACAAGGACACGGUAAUCAGGUCAAUGACCUAACAGUUACGGCUUCCGGAAAAGUGAUAAGUUGCGGGAUAGACGACAGCUUGCGAGGGAUCGACCCGUCUUCGAAUAAUUACGACCCUGGACUGCACACGCCGUUGGGUUCGCAGCCCCGGGGAGUGGCGGCUGUCUUGGCGGAUGCUGGUGCUGGGGACGCCGGCAUUACUGUUGUGGCAGCUUGCGUGGACCAAGUCGCCGUUGUCCGCGGCGGCAGAAAGAUUGCGUCGCUUCCGAUCGAUUACGAAGGGCUGUCUGUCGCAAUCGGACCAAUCGAAUCUGGAGACGUGGUUGUAGGUGGUCAGGAUAACAAGGUUCACAUUUACUCACUCUCAAAGGAUGGCACUAUUUUGACCCCGAAGAAAGAAUUGGAACACCUGGGUGCGGUUGUUGAUUUGCAUUUCUCUCCGGAUGGUCAGUUCCUCGCCACUGCCGAUUCCUAUAGGAAAGUCAUGGUUUAUCGUCUUCCAGAUUAUUCCUUGGCUCAUAAGAGUGACUGGGGCUUCCACACUGCCAAAGUGAACUGCGUUGCUUGGAGCCCGAACUCGGCGCGUGUCGCGUCUGGAAGUCUGGACACGUCCAUCAUGAUAUGGAGCAUGGACAAACCGAGCAAGCAUUACGAGAUCAAAAAUGCCCAUGCGAUGAGUCAGAUCGUGAAGGUCGCUUGGAUCGACGAUGUCACUUUGGUCUCAGUUGGCCAAGAUAGCAAUACGAAGCUUUGGAAUAUCCCUGCCGAUCUCAUUUGUGGGACCCUGCAUUCUGUGGAUCAGUAUCUGAACAUCAAGUUGACAGACAUCAGCGUAACUGAUCCUGAGAAGUACCCGCAUAUGAUUUUGAUCGUUGCAGCAGCAGCGCUUUAUCAAAGUAAAGAUAAAGGGAAGGAGGCAGUUUCAACAAUGAUGUACCAAUUCAUGGGCUUGGAAAAAUUGAUGGAAUAUCUUGCUAGGUUGUUGGAACCAUUUUUCCGGCUUUUUCGGUGGCUGACAUUUUUUCGCGAUCCGUCCAUUGGAAAUAAGAACGUUGACCCGUCGAAGCUUGAGAUCAAUGUUCGAAAUCCGGGUGGAAAGUGUUUGCUCACGACUAUUGACAAGAGUAGCAGCGUUGCAGAAAUGAAGAAAGAACUUGCCCCGCGGUUAUGUCCACCUGCCGGGGAUCCUGAGACGAUCCGAGUGAUUUUCGCCGGGAAAGAACUUCCUGACCAGCUCACGCUAGAAGAAUGCGAUUUCGGACCGAAAACAGUGAUACACGUUGUCUUUGGUAAGGGCGCCGGUAAGCCUGCGGAUCAUACCGAAGUAUCUCCGAAACUGUUGCCAGAGAUUUUAGCAACGUCUCUUGCUGAACCACCUUCGAUUCGUGGUGAAGAUGAAGUAUCUGUUGGUGACGUUUCUUCAGAGAAACUCGAUCCUGUGCAAUCCGAGGAAGAAGUGAAUUCUAGUUCGGUUUCUUCGGAUGUUCAAGUCGAAAAACGGAGAGUUAACACGUUCUUUGUUCUCUGUUCUUGGCGUGCGUGUGCCGGGAAGCUGCGAGUCCGAUGUGAUGUAUGUAAAGAAGGUGCUAUCACGGUCUUGAGGGAGCCGGAAUCCUGGCAGGACGUAUUGAUUCGUGGACGCGUUCACGGCAUUUGCGAAAAUUCCGAGUGUAAUCCCGGUCAAAGUCAAGAACAAGUUGUGGAGUUCUUCUUCAAGUGUGCGGAACACGGGGACGCAGAUGUUGUUCCAUUGCCUUUGGUGCGUGACAACACCCGAGACGUGCCGUGUUUGGCGUGUACUAGUGUUGAGAAUCCCGUGCUUGUGUUUUCCUGUGCCCUGGGGCACGUGGUGUGUCUCGAGUGUUUCGUAAUGUAUUGUAGCACGCGGCUCAACGACCGGCAGUUCGUAGUGAGAGAUGACGGAUAUUCUGUCGGAUGUCCGGUGGGUUGCGGUAAUUCCUGGCUCGAUCGACCGCAGUACUUCAAACUCUUGGGCAAAGAGCUGUACUCGAGGUAUCAGACGUUUGCCGCGGAAGAUUUCGUUCUGCGCUCUGGCGGAGUUCUGUGCCCUCAACCUGGCUGCGGAAUGGGAAUCCUUUUACCCGAGGGCUGUGGGGACUUCCGUCGUAUCGUCUGCGAUCGUGAAGGCGGCUGUGGAUACGUGUUCUGCCGCGAUUGUCUUUCCGGCUAUCACAUUGGUCCAUGUCUGUCAUCCGCCUCCUCUGCAACGGCGGCGGCUACCACUGGAGCUGGCGAUGCGCAUCGGUCGACUCAGUCAUCAUUUGGUAUUGCGGCGGAUCGCGUUGGAGCGGCGACGUGGGACGCGGACGCCAAGACGGUGCGGCUUUUAUCGAAACCGUGUCCGAGUUGUCGCGUGGCGACCGAGCGUGAUGGCGGCUGCAUGCACAUGACUUGUCGUUGCGGAUAUAAUUGGUGCUGGGUUUGUCAAACCGAAUGGACUCGGGAUUGCAUGGCGUCUCAUUGGUUCCUGUAAUCUCAUUCGGGACGAGGAGCACUCGGUGUGUGUCGUUUUUGUCACCGAGGAAAAAUUAAUUUCUCAGGCUACUGAUUUCAAGUAGAAAAUUGUUCUCCGCGUUAACGCCCGACAUCCUUGACUCCAUUAAUUUCUUUGAAUUUAUUCUAGUGUCAUUCAGGAUUUUUUUAAAGUUUCAUCUUGCCCUUGUUCGCUUGGGUAUUCUGGAUAAAAUUAUGAAUCGGUGUUACAGGAUAAGUGUUACAGGAUAAGUAAAUGUAGGUCUGUUCGGUGAGUUUACCGGAUUUGCAAUAAGCUAUUUAUUUUUUCAGGGAAGUUCUCGCGAUUUUCGAAUGCGGCCUAUAUUCAAGAUAUGGACUGUAGUCUCAUGUAUGCGUCUGUAGUCUCUCUCCGUGCUUUUCACUAGGUUGAGGAAAUAUCCACCACAAAGAUUAUCUGUGGCGUCCAGAAGUUGCCUCACUUCUUGCUUCUUGGGAUGAUGCUUCAUGACGAAAUCUUGGACUCUUUCCCAGUCUUACAAGCAUUCCUUUAUGUCAGCAUUUUUUGAGGGAAACCUCAUGUGUUUCAGGCAAUCCAUGUGCUUCCUCUUCUUUCAUAGAAGCCAUUUCCCUCAGAUCCUCCACACUCAGGUCUUCACCAUUUUCUUCGAUCAGUUCUGUUAGAUCUUCUUCAUCCACAUCCAUGUUUAGAUUUCUGACAGUGGCAACAAUUUCAGUAAGAAUUUCCUUUUCAUCUUCUCCAUCAAUUACAGAUUGGCAGGCUCUUGGCAUCAGAUGCUUCCAAGUAGAGUUGAGGGUUCUUUUAGUGAACUUCCAUGCGCUUGUGAUGAGAAGGAUGCUUUCCACAAUGGUGAAGUUUUUCUUCCAAAAAGUUGUCACAGUCACUUGAUCCUUGCUCAGCUGGCACUGGUCAAACAGCAUGUCAAGAAGAAGCUUUGUGUAUUGCUUCUUGAAGUUGGCAAUCACCAUCUGAUCCAUGGGUGUUGGAUAGUGGUGGUGUUUGGAGACAUGAAUUCAAUCUGAGGAAAAAACAAAGUUGAAGAAAGAUUACAGACCUCAUUUUGUACACAUCUCAUUCACACUUCCAAGAAUCAGAUCAGGACUGAGAAGGCAAAAUCACUCUGAUCCAACUGUUGGCUGGCUUCAAAGCUUGGCAAGUAGGGUGGCCAAGGGCAUUUUCCAAUAGCAGAAGUGCCUUCACCUCCAUGUUGUUAUUCUGAAGGAAUCUCUUGACUUCAAGAGCAAACACAUCAUUCAGCCACUCUGUGAAUACAUCUGUAGU